AUAUUAAUGAGCGCUGUGAUAAGACAGCUGAAAUCCGUGGCGGGAUGCAGGCGCUGGCUGAUGUUCGUCACCCCAGCUAUCCACAUGUGUUAACAGUCUACCCAUCUCUCUGAUUGCUAGCAUUCGCUCUUUUGACAACCUAAAAAAAAAAAAAUUAAACCUACUCGUGAGCAAAUAAAUAAAUAACCUAUUAAAAAAAACAACAACUCAUAUUCUGGGAGAUAUUCUUUAGCCGGCUGAAAGCUAAUACAAGAGAAGAAAUAUAAGAGAAAACAAAACGCGUGCUUUAUAAUGUGUCUGUUUUUAGAGAGUUUAAGUUAACAAGCAGAAGGUAAAGCCGUGUUGAGUAGUGCAGACCUACGCGCGAGCUGCAAGUGUGAGCUGGUAACUAACCAAAAAAAAAUCUUGCCUGGAGGUGAAGCCAGGAAACGUUCAUGCAUUUAGCGCUCAUAUUGAGAGCCUGUUUGUUCUGAGUUUAAAUCACUGAACACCCAGGAGGAUCAAGUCUGGUGUUUUAGAUUUUCUGUUCUAUUCCAGCGAUGAUCUACCCUUCAGGGGAGAUAGUGCAAUGGCAUUAGUUCUUGUGUGAUGGUUUUCUUCAAACACUUGGAGCAGGCUACUUUCCUAUCACUGCAAGGAGGACGGUCCAGUGUGUCGUAUGGUCAAGCUCGUAACGACCAAAACAUGGACAAAAGUCGCGAACCCGUUUCAUAUUCUUUGUGCUUCAAGGUGAGGAGUUUGUCUGCUUAGAUUAUCUGGACAAGAACUCACGAAGCUGUGGGGGACGGAUUCUGCUAAUUCCAAGGUUAGUCGACGAAGUUCUUCUAGUCACUUCAGCAGACUUGUCGGCCUGCGCCUCACUUGCCGAGUUCACCUUCUCAAACCCCCCCUUCCUCGACUUCUACCUUCGCCCCGUGAAUGAUCAGCACGGACAGACUGAACAUGUCUUACGGCCACCUGGCAGCGGCGUUUCCUGUGGGGUCCCCAGGGCUACCUACUCCGCCACAGGUCAACGGAAGCCCUUCGCCGCCUACGUCUACGGCUAGAACUGGAACAGGAGCGUCCAGUGGAGGUGCAGUAGGCAGCACAGGGACACAACAUUGCUGUGAGAACGGCAGACCGGUAAUGACCGACCCUCACACCGGACAGAGCGUCUGCUCCUGCCAGUACAGUUCUGCCUUACUCUCGUCUUACUCACGACUUCCACUAACUUCAAAUCUAUUCGGGCCCGGGGGCUCGUAUUCAGCGGGAUCGCAAUCGCCGUACAUGCCACUCGGAGCAGAAGGCUCGGCUUUCUACACACCAUUGGGUGCCAAUGGCAGUAAUAUAAGAGACGGAAGUGACGCCUGGCGAUCACUGACACAGCCAUCUCUCUACGACACAUCCGCUAUGGGAUUUUAUCCUUACGGCCCGGGAUAUGGCGGAUUAGACCUGAACGCCCGGCGGAAGAAUGCUACAAGGGAGAGCACUAACACUCUCAAGGCCUGGCUGCAGGAACACAUCAAGAACCCGUACCCAACAAAGGGAGAGAAGAUUAUGUUGGCUAUUAUCACCAAAAUGACAUUGACGCAGGUGUCCACUUGGUUCGCCAACGCCAGGCGUCGCCUUAAGAAAGAGAACAAGAUGACCUGGUCCCCCAGGAACAGAAGCGAGGAUGGAGACGACGAUGACGACGACGAUAACUCUGACUGCGGCGAUGACAAGAAAAACCACAACAACAACAAUAAAGAGCACAACAAAGACGAACACAUUGAUGUUGGGACAGACUGCAGUGAACCGUCGAAACAUGCCGACAAACGAGCAGACGCCAAAACCAAGGCGCACGACAGCGAGGUCAGCCACUGUCGGCUUUCUCCGGAACUUCCUCGAGGUCCUGCCUACAUCGCGGGCGACCACUCACAAGUGGACUUGGACGCCGGGAAGCCCAAAAUCUGGUCGGUCACCGACUUUCUCAGCUCCGGCCAGCACAACCCGAAAGAUGCCCUGGGUCUGAGCUUCGGCAAGAUGGAUGGAAUGAAAGGCAGUUCGGCAGACCCAGGUGGCAUGUCCCUUCAGGACGCCUCCAGAUCCAACGCCAUGUCUGGAAGAACGCCUGUGGCUCCCAACGGACUUUCACCCGUGUCCUCCGCCCAGUCUCAUCACAUAUCAGCGUAUCAGACGCCCUUAGGCUACGGAGGGGGCUCGUAUCCUUACUCCCUGUCUUCGUAUGGCGGCGGAAAGUUAUUGAGACCGUCCGUCUCCUCUGCUGUGUCUCGUUUCAAUCCUUUCCCCCCUGUUCGAUCUCUCGGAAUGGACUCUCCAUACAUCAGCAGACGUGACGUAGGUCUUGCUCGUGAAGGAGAAUAGAACAUCAUUGUUUGGUGUAAUGGAAAAUUACAAACGGUUGAAACGAAACAAAAAACACAAUUCAGUUAUCUGCUUUACCCGGAUAUAGAUGGCGCUUUUCAGCGCACCUAAAUUUUAGCAGGACAAUAAGAAGGAACAAUUAGGAUCUCUCACAAAUAAUUUACAACAGAUUAUAUCAUAACAAUAAAAAAAAUAAAACAAUGCCGCUAAUGGCGGGGAAGUACGAACACACGCACACUGAAAGUGUAUUGUGCUGAUGCAAAUACAUUACAUAAUUAGAAAACGAACGAAACAAAUUGAUUGCCUGGGUCAAAACCCGCACUAAUGAAAGAUAAUUCCACACAGAAAGAUACUCCCGUGCAUAUUAAUCGAUCACACGCGAGAUAAUAAUUGCUGCAUUGUAAUGGUGUUGGCCGAAGCUUAGAAGCAUAAAGCUAUACGAUCCCGUAGACACUGUCCAUUGUGGUCUCUACAUGAGCAAAGCAACAAGAAGGGAAGACAAAACAAAAACUUCAAAUUAAAUAAACAAUGCUACACUCAAACAUGAUACAUCCAUACAGGAUACACUCAAACAUGAUACAUCCAUACAGGAUACACUCAAACAUGAUACAUCCAUACAGGAUAAACCCAAACAUGAUACAAACAGUCGCGCAUGCAGAAUUUGUGUGUGUUUUUCAUGAUUUUCCAAUCUACGGGAAAGCGGGCCUGACCAAAUAAAUAAAAAAUAGUAGACUUAAGUUUACCUGCUGUGACGUCAGUGUGCCAUUUGAAAAAAAAAUGGUUUGUGUAGAGCAACUCAUUACAAUGUGAAGCUGUGGCUAUAAAUAGCUUAUGAAUAAACAUUGCUUGAUACUCUGAAGAAAAAAAAAACAAUAAUGUUUGACUGUGCAAUCCUAGAAUUAACGAGAAUACUAUUUUAUGACGUCAUUUCCUGUAUUCAAUUAUUUUUUGUGUUUGAUAUUCCCACCAACAAUUGUACAGCUGCUCAAGUAAUUAGUCCCUCAACCAUUAGUCCGCUGGGGAUCGAACCUGUUCCCUAAGGAAGAAAAUGUCCCCCCCCCUCCUUUUUCAACGCCCUGCUGCAUUCAUUUUCGUACCCCCCCCCCCUUUUUUUCUUUGUUCCAAACAGCAUGUACAUAGAUACAUUUGUAUUUUUUUAAAUUUAAUUUUAGCUUGCUUUCAGUUUUCCAUCAUCUAGUCGGACUGUACAGUUGAUAUUGAUUCAUUCGUCUUGUUCUAGAGUUGCCUCCAGUGCGUGAUUACUUCAGUGUUGUUUCUGUUAGUUGGCUAGGGUUUGGUUCGACUAGUUUCGCGCCAUUUCUUUGGUUUUCAAAAGCAAACGAUCAAGAGAGAGAGAGAGAGAAAACAGUUUUAAAACAAAGAAAAAAGAUAAACGAGAUUUAAUGUCAACCGGAAAGGCUGACAAAAAAUUGAGAGAGAGAGAGAGAGAGAGAGAGAGAGAGAGAGAGAAGAGAGAGAGAGCGGUAUGUGAGAGAGAGAGAGAGAGAGAGAGAGAGAGGUAUGUGAGAGAGAGAGAGAGAGGUAUGUGUGAGAGAGAGAGAGAUGUACUGUAAAGAGUUACUUUAACAUUGUAAAUUAACCCUGUACAGAUCACGAGAAGUGAAUAACUUUGCAAUAAAGAAAUGUAUUUCUGUAUUAUUAUUGUUGUAGGGUACGGUCUGGUAAGUGAAUUCUCUGACUUAGCCUCAAACAUUGUUAUUCUGUUGUAGCCAGCAUGAUAGAUACAUCGUACUUAAUAUGAGAGGAUUGAAAUAUACCAUAUGUACUGGAGUCUUAAAAAAAAAAAUUAUGACCACACCAUGGUGUUAAAAAAAGGUUGGCCUAUUUACAUUUUUUAAAAUAUAUAUUUAUUUAUUGGGAAAAAAAAGUGAAGAAGAAAUGAAUCAAUAACAGAUAUUUUAAAUAUUGAGCUUAAAGAAAAUCAUUGUUCAAUAUCUUACGAUAAUUCGUAUUGAUAAAUAAAAAUUUCUGACUUUGAAAUCUUGACGUCAUUAACAAGAUCAACAAAAACGUUGGGUGGUGGGGUGGAAAUUUCUGCUAUUAAUCUGUAUGCAGAUUAUAAAUACCAACUUUAUUGCCUUAAUUCAAGAUUUUUGGUUAGGUUGAAAUGUGACGAAAAUUGCAUAGAGUGCGGGAGGAAGUAAGAGUCUGUAGUGUCCUGAUCUUUUUUUUUUUAGCUAUCAUAACAAACAAAUUAUUUUCCGUCAAGACUUCAACUUGAUAAUGUUGCAAAUAAAAUGAUUAAAUAUGUAAGAAUUUAUUACAAUUAAAACAUUAUACGGUCGCACCAGAGGCGUAGUGAGUCACACACACACACACAUGACGUUGAGUUCCUUGACUCUGCGUUGCUUUGACUGUUGAGUCCAUCACUGUAUUGGUUUUGUUCGUGAGAAACUGAUGACCGUUUCGCUUUUUGGUGUAUGAAAUUGCUUUGAUUGCAACCACGUAGGUUGUGAAUGAAUGAUUUUAUUUUUUGAGAUUGAACUAUUGCAACACAAUCAGUUGAUUUUGCAACUAUAUAUUUCAUGCCACCAAUUAAACGAUGGUUUCAUGUUAUUUUUUUUCCCCUUUCUUGUGGUGUUGACGUUAGUGUCAUGUUUUAAUUUGUUUAUAUCUGACUUUUAAAUGUAGGAUUGUAUAGAUGUGGUUGUAGGCCUGAUUCUUAUGAUUGAAUAGAUCUAGUUUUAAUAGUUACAGUUGAAUACGUUUAACUGUUUGCCUGAUUGAAAAGGUGUAUGUGUAAUUGUUAUGAUUGAAAAGAUCCUGAGUACGGAUCUAAUUGUUAUGUUUGAAUACUUUUCUUUGUAACUCUUUAUGAUUGUAUUAAAUACCAAGUCAAUGAAGAACAGCUGAUACUAGCUGUCCUUAUGUCGUGUAUCUAAAAGCAAUAUACAAACAUCGUUUUAUUCAACAGAA
Messenger RNA from Biomphalaria glabrata, 5283 nucleotides. RefSeq names its product homeobox protein caupolican-like. The record is from RefSeq and is a predicted model, not a curated record. Gene Ontology annotation, cellular component: nucleus. Gene Ontology annotation, biological process: regulation of transcription by RNA polymerase II; cell development; neuron differentiation. Lineage: Eukaryota; Metazoa; Mollusca; Gastropoda; Planorbidae. Gene Ontology annotation, molecular function: RNA polymerase II cis-regulatory region sequence-specific DNA binding; DNA-binding transcription factor activity, RNA polymerase II-specific. The transcript has 6 exons. Bases 919 to 2346 code for a protein of 475 amino acids.